Heterostelium album PN500 is the source of this 153-nucleotide messenger RNA. RefSeq lists its product as uncharacterized. The transcript is spliced from 2 exons. The record is from RefSeq and is a predicted model, not a curated record. NCBI's taxonomy places the organism in Eukaryota, Evosea, Eumycetozoa, Acytosteliales, Acytosteliaceae. Bases 1 to 153 code for a protein of 50 amino acids.
AUGAUGUUCGGUAAUUUUAAAAGACAAUGUAAAACAUUGUUAAUUAUGCGCGCAUCAGGGGCACAAAACAUAAUGGCUCCAGCGAGAAUCGAACUCGCACCUUCUGUUAACUUUAGCAUCCUACGAGACAGAUGCACUGCCACUAUCUAUUAA